GCAGCUUUACCUCCCCGAAGUCGCUUCAGCGCAGACCGGGUGGAUUUUCUCCAUUUAAAAAGUUCCUCCGGAGAGUUGGGCGCGUCUACACCGAGCCACACGGACUCUUUUAGCCGCAGAAGGGUCGCGGUCGCACGGCCAUGGCCUCUUUCGUUUGCCGAAUCCAGUACCUGGAGGACUCGGACCCGUUUAUCUGCACAAACUUCCCCGAGCCUCGGAGACCUCCGACGGUGAGCGUGGAGGAGAACCUGCCGCUCAGUGAGCAGAUCGCCGGGAUACACAAGCUGCUCGAGGCGCCUCUAAAGUUGGAGGACUGCACUCUCCAGUUGGCGUCAAAUGGAAACUACCUGGACCUGGACUCGUCUCUGAGUGAGCAGCGAGACGAGCUGGACACUUUCUAUGAAGACGUGGCAAAAGGGAAGAAGCCCAUCCUGAUCCUGAGGACUCAGCUGUCUGUCCGCGUGCACGGCAUCCUGGAGAAGCUGUUUAACUCUCAGGGUCCAGAACUGAGACGCUCACUGUUCUCCCUCAAACAGCUGUUCCAGGAUGAUAAAGACCUGGUUCCAGAGUUCGUGGCCUCUGAAGGUUUGUCAUGUUUCAUCAAAGUUGGAGCGGAGGCCGACCACAACUACCAGAACUACAUCCUGAGAGCUCUGAGUCAGAUCAUGCUGUUUGUGGACGGUAUGAACGGUGUAAUAAACCACAACGAGACGGUGCAGUGGCUCUAUACUCUCACAGGAAGUCAGUCUCGUCUGGUGGUGAAGACGUCUCUGAAGCUGCUCAUCGUGUUUGUGGAAUAUUCAGAGUCCAACAGUCCUCGACUUAUUAACGCUGUCAACACCGUGGACGAAAUGAGAGGUGUGAAGCCGUGGAGUUACCUGAUGGAGGUGUUGGAGGAGAGAAACGGCUCAGACACAGAGCUGCUCAUGUUCACCAUGACACUCAUCAACAAGACUCUAGCGGUACUACCAGACCAGGACUCCUUCUACGAUGUGACAGACAGUCUGGAGCAGUUGGGGAUGGAGACCAUCGUCCACAAACACAUGAGCACCUCGGGGACCGAGCCGGACCUCCGGGCCCAGUUCGCCAUCUACGAGACCUCUCUGAGGUAUGAGGAUGGAGAGAUGGAUGAUGGCUCCCUCCACAUUCGUAAAGAGAGAAGAAAGGGGCGCCGCACAUCCAGCCAACCCCUCCCGGAUGUCCCGUCUCCAGGCUCCUCCCCCUCUCCCCCCCCCACGCCACCAGCCCUCCGCUCCUCCCCCACGCUGACCUCUGACCCCGGAAGCCCCGCCUCCAGUCCCCCCGGGUCCCAGAGAGCGUCUCCGCUGCCCCCCCACUCAGCCGCCAACGGGACGGUCCCGCAGGAACCAAACUCUCCGUCCAGCGCGAGUCGCUCUUUCCUCAGCCACCACAUGUCUGCCCUUGGUCUGAGCAGGAAGUCCCGCCUCUUCUCUAAAGCCAGCUCCAUCUCUGAGGAUCCUUCGGCAGCCUGCAGCUCCUCCUCCUCAGAUCUCUCCAUCAAGACGGAGCCCAAAGAGUCUAAAACCAGUUUCAACUCUGGGGAGGCCGACCUGCCCUUCUGCUCAGAGGACUGUAAUGUCAGUACAGACAAACCCGUUCUGAGGAGAUACCAAGACACCUUCCUGCGCAGCCUGGCGGCCACGCAGUGGGAGAGGAAGAAGAAGAGGAGCAAACACCUCCUGUCCUCGGCUGAUGAUGUCAUAACCCCGAGCCCACAGCCCGCAGACGAGAGCGCCGGGGGGGGUGGCGUCCCGCGUGAAGAGCUGUCCCGUCAGGUCUCGUCUGGCAGUUCGGACACAAACGGACACUCCGACUCCCACAAUGACCCAGCGUCGUCCGUGCAGCGUCUGUGCAGCACUCUGUCCAAUGACAGGAAGUUCCUGCUGGACAUGCUCUACUCUAAGACGUCCAGCCCGGCACCGCUGAGCCCGACUGCUGCUGCCGACACCACCGAGGAAGAACCAAACUUCCAGCCCG
This is a messenger RNA of Perca flavescens (yellow perch), 1998 nucleotides long. RefSeq names its product FH1/FH2 domain-containing protein 1. Gene Ontology annotation, cellular component: cytoskeleton; cytoplasm. NCBI's taxonomy places the organism in Eukaryota, Metazoa, Chordata, Actinopteri, Perciformes, Percidae. The record is from RefSeq and is a predicted model, not a curated record. The annotation marks the transcript as partial. Gene Ontology annotation, biological process: cortical actin cytoskeleton organization. Gene Ontology annotation, molecular function: actin filament binding. The transcript is spliced from 18 exons.